AUGACUUCAUCGUCACCAACUCGCUCAACUUUUUCUGGACUUUCGGAAGGUUGUUUGAGUGAAGCAGGUUCCAGUGGAAUACAGAAUCGGAGUAGCGCAGAAGAAUCACAAGAAGAUUGUCCAAAAUGCACGGCGAUGAGAUUGAAUACUAUUAUUGCUGAGGAAGCUUUAGCUUCCUUAAGCGGGCAAUUUAAAAAUCUUCAGAAAGAACUAAAAAAAACAGAACAGGUAUCCAAAAUAAAUGAAGAACAAGCUAAAUAUAUUGAUGAAAGGCGUUCAAAACUAGAAAGGUUGGAAGCAGAACACACAUCACUGUAUGCAGAGUAUGAGAAUUUGCGGAUCAGUCAUGACAGUCUAAAGAGACAGUAUGAUGAAGUGGUUACCACAGCGCGGAGGAAUCAGCGUUUAAUCGAAGAAUCAGUGAAGUAUCAUGAAACUUGCAAAGUUGCUAUGGAGAAUCUCAUGGCUGAAAAGGAAGCGCGUCAAGAGCUGCUUGCAAAGUAUCUAAAAAGUGUGGAAGCCGCGUCGAAAAUAAAUGAUUCAAUGAAACAACUGGAAAAGAAAUGUAUGCAACUACAAGCAGUGAAUGAAAAGUUAGAGCCGUUCAAAUCUCAUUGUCCAGCAAUGCUUCGGCUUCUUCUCGAAUUUGGUGAAAUUAUUGAAAAUAAUGGUUUAAUGACAAAACCACUGCAAAAACGUCUUGCGCGAUAUAAAGAUAAAGAUGAUUUGCGUGAAUAUUUGCUUAGAAAAACGAGAAAAUUGACAAACUUAAGUGAAUCUAGUACAAGAACGAUCGAAGAAAGUAGUGAUGAUGAUGAAUUAGCAAAGAGCGUGGAAAAUUUGUUGCUGACAAUUGGUAGUCCACCUCGUCUGAGACCGUCAAAGAAAUCAGUAACUACUAAGGAAGAAAUGAGGAAUAUUGAAAAAAGUAAUGAUCAUUCGACAAACUUAGUGGAAGAAGUAUUAAAUAUUAAAGCGGUUGAAAAAGAGGAUUUUUUAAGAAAGCAGUUAGAAAGUAUGGAAGCUCUUCAUGUUUCCGUUCCGAAGAUUCAGCCUAAUUCAAAUGCACAUAUGGAAAAGACGCAAGCAUGCAAAAGGCAGUUGGAGUUAGCUAAAAAACAGAAAAAAGAAACAUUAUGUACAAAUAUGGAAGAGAAAAAAGUCAUACUUGACGAUUUUACAAACGCAUGUACCCCAAGCACUUCAUCUUCAACAAAGACAAAUAAAGAACUGACUAAAAAAGAUGUGCAACGAGGUGAAAAUGGGUUGCAGAAGAAUAUUCUCCAAAAAAUAUAUGAGAAUAACUCAAAAUCAGCUAAGGAAAAAGAGAGCAGAAAUACAUCAGUGGACAUUUCGGAUCGAACUAAUGAAAAAAAACAAGUCUGUAAAGGUAGUGAACGGCUUUCUAUAUGGCUUAGCUUUGCGCAUUUGGAUCCUUUGCUUCCAGAACUAAGCAGACCAAUACAACACGGUUUGGAUGAUUGUGUGGAUAAUCUCUUUGGACCAUUGUCUUCUAGUAUAUCAAGCAGACGAACAUCAACAAGCUCAGUUGAAGAUUGCGUAAUUCCGAAAGAUAAGACGGAGUCGAGGUCCGAAAUAACCAGCGCAGCUGAUGCAAUGUUGACAGCAGAAGUUAAACCUUUAUUACUGUCUCCUGUCCCUGGAAGUCCUACAUAUUCUUCUAUAACAGCUAGCACGGUACUCGCAUCUGGAGCGUUUGAAGAUUCUAAUUCAUUGUGCUGUGCACUUUCCUCUACUAUGGAAAUUGCUGCGAAUAUCCAUGAUGAACAAACCGAUAGUGAAUCCAUGCAAGAUUUCAAAAUCUCAGGUGACAUCAAGAAAACACUCUCUGUGGAAGCGCAUGCAUCAACAGUUAUACAAACGUCAACGCCUACUAUUACUACUGUUGUUUCUAAAUGUGUUGUGCCGUUGAGGCUACAAACAAAACUCAAUGAAGCGCAGACAAAAAAUGAAGACAAACAUUUAGGAAUUAUAGAUGGCUCUUCGAAAUUGCCAACAGUAAUUACCACAAAAUGUAUUGAUAUUGAAAAAGACAAACUAGAGGAAAAUCAAGAUUCCAUGACGCAGUGGUUAGGAAGCGAGAAAAUGACCUCAGAAAGAGCAGUAUCUAGUAGAAAAAGGUAUUUAGAAGAGGAACAAAAUCUUAUAAGACUACCAGAAGAUAGGAUUAAAAGUGCUCUAGAAAUGCUUAGGGAUAAAAGUGCUGAAUUAAAAACUAUCCAAAAUGACCAAAAGUUCGAGGAAUACAUCGAUAAUCCUGUUUUACAAAAACGAUUAUUACGACGUUCAUCGAGAAGGAAACAAGUAAUUGAUUUUUCAUCUUCCAAAGAGAGCCAAGAAUUGAUGACUGACGAUAAGAAAUUUACCAAUGUUCAAAAUGACAUGGGAACAAAAAUUGUGUUGACGCAGCAGGAAAGUGCGAAUGCAAAGUCGGGCGAAGUUACAGGAAAUCGGACUAUAAAUGAUGACAACAUAGCAGCGCAGAGAGUGUCGGGAAAAGAAGUUUCGAAUUUGAUAGUAUCAUGGAAGAGGUCAGGUGAAUGGAAGUCGUCAAAAGAUUGGGAUAAUUUGACGAAACACGAAAUUUCAAGCACUAUAAAGUUAGAAAAUCAAUUUACGAAGGAAAAACAAAAUAGCAUUCGGUCAAUAACAACGCAGGUACAGCGAGAAGUAGAAUCGGAAAAUUCUGAAAUUGUUGUCGAAUCUUUGUCAAAGAGUGCUGAGAUUGAAAAAUCCGAAAAAUUAGGCGUGACACGGAGUAAUAAACAGAUGGCAAGUAAAGCAAGAAAGCGUAAAUUGGUUGAAGAAAGAGUUAGUAACGCAGAUGAUAAGUGGGAAGAUGCGAAUCAAAUUACGACAUCUUCGCAAAAAUCAAAAAUGUCUGAAGUUGAUUAUGGAAAAGAGCCAGUGAUUGAGGAGAGUGAGAAUGUGAAUAAGUCUAUGACGUCAACUAUCGAAGCACUCGGUCAGUUGGCAAAAUAUAUUUUUUCAUGUGGUUUUGCUUAUUAUUGUUGUUUUGUAUUCCUUUGGAGAAUGGAAGUAAGCAAUCUUCAUAAUGGUGAAGACAAUCGAUUAGAAAUUGUUGCGGAUGAUGUUGGAGUUUCAUCUAUCAAAAUGGAAAAUGCAUUAGGCGAAAUUCAUUUUUCGAAUAAUUGCAUUGGAUCAGAGAAAACUAAGACGACAAAACUAACGGCCAAGAAAUCGAUCAGUACAGUGAGGUCGGAAAUGUACAAAAAGAUGCGCAAAAGGCUUACAAUGCAAACAUCAUGUAUGAAGGAACUUGGAAGAGUUCAAGUGCGUAAACCUAUGGAAAAUAAGGUGAUUUCGACAUUAUCAACGCCGAAAAAAAUAGAACGGCCGAACAUUGCACAACGAAAAAGGGCAGCAAUAAUGCUUCCUGUCGGAGGAGAUGAAUUGAAGAAAGCUAAAAAUGUAGCUACGAUUCGAUGUGACAAAGUACGGAUGGGCACAUCCUCGGCAAAAAUUUUAGUUGGAAGUGAUGAAGCUGCUGUGAUGUGUUUGUUUGAUCAGGCACUCUCAGAAAAUAACUAUAAUGAUAAGUUACUUGAAGUAGUUCAGAAGUUCCAGACACCAGCUAUUUCAGCAAUAUCUUGCGAGAAGUUAGCUGAAUGUUGUGUUAAGUUUAUAAACAAACUUGAUGUUGGCAAUAUGUGGCACAGUGUGGUGCUUGCAGUUCGUUAUUGGUCGGGUAAACAAAGUGAUCGGUGUACAGAUGGUAAAGUCCUGGAACUUCAUCAAGUAGCAUCGUCAAAAGAGCGGAAUUUCAUCGAAGUAUUGCAUCAGCUGAGUGGUGAAGAGCACUGGAGUGAUAUUAUUUCGUUCUUUCUUUGGAAGAUGAUAACAUUAAUGUUAAAAACGCGUCCUGCAUCCGUUGCACAGCACGGUCUUAAUAUUCGAUGUGUUCUCUUGUGUACUCGAAUAUUGCUACAAGAUGGCACGAACAAUGAAGUGUUGAGGAAGGUGACAAACUUGUUGCAACGCUUAAUAGAACGGGAUUCAUCUGACAGAGUUGUACCGAUGAUAUGCUAUUCGGUUGCAAUUGUUCCCGAAAUUAUUGAUAAACUACUUCUUGAAAAAAAUGAGCAAUAUGAGCCCGUGCGUCGCGUGAUGUCUGUACAUCUUGCAUCAAGAGAAGAGCUUUUAACGAUAUUCAGUAAGGUGAUUAUGUCACGUCUUCUCAAAAAUAGCUCAUGUAGUGACACAUGUCUGCAAAAACUUAAUGCUGAUACUUUUCAACGUUGGUUUGCUGAAUCUAUCAAUACUGCAGUAAUGGACAUACGUGGCUUGGAUUUAGAAGCUAUGGAGUUGAGUCCCAGAAUUUCAUCAGCAGUAAUGACAUGUUAUGCAUUGUUCAGUCUAGCUACAAAUCGUUUAGUCCCUGAUAAGGAGGCUGUAGUAUUUCCAGUGCUAAAUGAAUGUAUCCAGAUAAUAUCAGCUCAUUUUCAAAAUGAAAAAGAGAUGACUUUAUUUGAGGGAAGGAAUGAAAUGUUUGCGGAUUCAGUGGAACCGCAUUCGCUAUCGGGUGAUAUGCUUGUGAAGACGAUGUUACGCCUUUUACUUUUUGGACGCCUGAUAACAUCAUUUGCCAAAAGUGCGGAGUGCUGCGUAUUUCCACGAAUAGCAAAUUUGGUUGAAGAAAUUCACAAAUUACGAGAGUUUACAAGGCGAAAAUUGGAACAGGGUGAAAGAACUGCUGAAAAUCGUUUACUUCAUUUUGGUUUAAAUGACUGGCUUCGAGUGGUAAAACCCUGGACGAACUAUUCACUUUAUCAAAUGUUACGGAGGAAGUCAUUCCGUAAUAGUGAAAGCACCACCAAUGCUAAAAGCAAAAAGUGUACGCUUGGGCGUUCAUAUUGGCUUGUUAAUAGUUCACCCGGGUGCCAAUUGUUGAUGGAAGAAAAACUACACGUAAAGAAACGCAACGCGUCAGGAAUUGUCCCAUGGGAGCCUUAUAAGGCAGCAAUAUCGGCCUAUGAAAGAGGAAGCCGUCCUGGUGUUCUUCCACCUUUAAUCAAGUAUCAAUUUGUGAAACCGGAUUCUGUUGGGUCGAAAAAUAAAGCUGAAUUAGAAACUACUGAGGGACAGUUCUCAGAAAGCGUGGAUUCUGGAAAGGUGGAAAUUUAUGAGUUGUCGAGAAUACGCCCAAUUGGUGACGGAAAAGAAUCUUCACCGUUAAGUGGGAAUGUUGAAAUUGAAAAAGAAGAAAAUACUGAUAAUUCAAAGGAACUUAGAAGGCUAAAGAAAGAUCUCGAGUUAGAAAGACAAUUAACACAAGAAUUAAAGCGUAUACUUGUUGCUACGAUGGGUGAUGAUUUGACAUGUCAUGUGAAGUCGCUUAGCGAAGAUAAAGUUCGUCUUGCUCAUAAGAUGACGAAGUUUGAAGCGCAGAUAUCGCAUGAUCAUGAUAGAGCUGAAGAUUUGGCAAUAUUAGCUGAUAUGUGGCGUUGUAAAUUCUUGGCGAUGAGUAUUCGAGCGGAUGAAAUGCGUAAUCAACGAUCUCGUCUGUUUUCUUAUUGCAAGCAGAUUCAAGCAUUGCUUAACAAAUUUCUUGUUAUAAACCAGGAUCAGAUACAAAAAAAGCUCACGUCUCCGGUUUUAGAAGCAUUGAUAAAAGAAGCUCGUGCAAUACUAGAAAUUGAUUUGUCGACAUUUUUUGAACGUUCACCAUGUGAUGAGAAAAUUUAUAAGCCGGUUUCACAUACAUUUGUCGUAACAUUAUCGAUGGCCGCGCCAACAGAACGAUUUCAUGUACUUUCACAGCUUGAUCAUUUGCAAUCAAAGUAUACAGGUACAGGACAUGCCGAUACAACGAGAUGGGAAUGGCUUGUCAAUCAGCAUCGUGACACGUAUGCAUCGAUGAUUGGCCACCCAGAUCAUCUAAGUUUGAUAGCAGUAUGCGAAAAUGAAUCGCGAGCUAGGAUUCGGUUCAGUCUGUUGAAUCAGAUGAUUGCGCCUUGCGGGCCGCCACCUGAAAAGUCUGCACUUGAUGAAUAA
This is a messenger RNA of Acanthocheilonema viteae, 6036 nucleotides long. NCBI's taxonomy places the organism in Eukaryota, Metazoa, Nematoda, Chromadorea, Rhabditida, Onchocercidae. The record is from the annotation of a GenBank genome assembly.